This is a messenger RNA of Myxocyprinus asiaticus (Chinese sucker), 5264 nucleotides long. RefSeq names its product 1-acyl-sn-glycerol-3-phosphate acyltransferase alpha-like. Gene Ontology annotation, cellular component: membrane; endoplasmic reticulum. The transcript has 6 exons. Bases 327 to 1142 code for a protein of 271 amino acids. The record is from RefSeq and is a predicted model, not a curated record. Lineage: Eukaryota; Metazoa; Chordata; Actinopteri; Cypriniformes; Catostomidae. Gene Ontology annotation, molecular function: 1-acylglycerol-3-phosphate O-acyltransferase activity. Gene Ontology annotation, biological process: phosphatidic acid biosynthetic process.
GCUAUUAACACAAAAGGCAGGCAGCCAAAGGUUAUACACACCACGUAGCGCUGGCUCCAUAGAUAAACUGUGUCAGGCUCAACCAAUAGCCGAUAAAUUGACUUUAUCUUCUCCGGGUCUUAUUGACAUUCGCCUCUAUCGCCUGAUAUUGCGUAGACAACGAGCGGGAGGAUCGGUAAAGUUGCUGGAGUGUGUGACUUGGACGUAGUGUCUCUGAUGUAGGCUCGGUUCUGUGUUGGUCCCCUACGGUCCCCAUCUCCACUCCACCGCUGGCCUUGUACCGCUGUCAUUUCUCGUCGCCCGGGAGAGAGGCGCUGGUCGCGGGUAUGGAUGCUGUGUGGAUACUGCCUCUGCUGCUGAUUCUCCCGGUUCUACUCUGGACCAGCAGCACGUUUGUUUUCUAUUUCAAAAAGUGCUUCUAUGUAGCGUACAUGAUGCUGCUGGCCGUUAUCGCCAUACCGAUUUGCAUUCUGAAAAGCGGUGGCAGGGACAUUGAGAAUAUGAGGGUCAUCCGCUUCAUAGUGCGUCAUGUGAAGUACUUCCUGGGUUUGCGCUUUGAAAUCAGCGGUUGGCAGCAUCUACAGGCACAAGGACCGUACGUCAUUAUCUCCAACCACCAAUCGUCACUCGACGUAUUAGGUGUGAUGGAGGUUCUGCCUGACCGCUGUACGAUGGUCGCUAAGAAGGAGCUGAUCUGGGCUGGGACGGUGGGCAUGAUCUGCUGGCUAGGAGGAAUCGUCUUCAUCAACCGCAAAAAGACCAGCGACGCCAAAAAUGUCAUGAGUGAUGCAGCGAAAACCAUGUUGGCGGAUCAGAUCUGCUUGUGGGUGUUUCCCGAAGGCACACGGAAUCAGAAUGGUGACCUUCUGCCCUUUAAAAAGGGAGCGUUUCAUCUGGCUGUACAAGCACAGGUUCCUAUCAUACCCAUUGUGUUCUCCUCCUACAGUAACUUUUAUCUACGAAAAGAGAAAGAGUUCAAAUCAGGAAAAAUCACUCUUAAAAUCCUUCCAAAGAUUGAGACAAAGGGACUGACGACAGAUGAUGUGACAACGCUCUCUGACCAAUCAUAUGCCCUCAUGCGCUCUGCCUUCCUGGAGAUCUCCGGCCAACCCCCCCAGAGCAACGGGCCUUCCAAUCAGUGAACGCUUUUACACCCUUUUCAUUGCCAUGACAACUAGGAUGGCUUGAGACUACAUCGUCGUUGUGGUGACGGUAACCAUGACAACCAGGUGCUUUGGGAUCCUCUCCGAAGUGAAGCAGGAUUACAUGUCCAUACACAGACAAAUACACAAAAAACAUAAGUACAUACAAGCGCAUUCACUUGAGUACAUAAAGCAGAUGUCAUCGUAGCCUAGUUUCGAUCUCCUGUUGGACUCCAGGGGGUACUAAGCGGUGGAAAGUGUUUUUUGGGCAAUGACCUUUGACCUUGUCUGGUGACACUUUUUUUCUGUGUCCUCUUUGAUCACGGCUCGGCUCGAAUUGCUUCGAUUUGAGUGACACCCUGCGAACAUUGCGGAUGUUCGUUCGACAUGCAUGCCUUUUGACUUUGUAUAUUUCUCUCUUUCACAGAUCUACAAGAAGUCGUUGGUUCGUUUUGUGUAGGUCGAUUUUUCCUCUAGAUACUCUGCUUGCAUUAUGGAAAAUCGUUGACAAACGCCUAGGCUUGUUUUAUUUUUUGGGGCUUUACAAGUUUUUUGUUUGUACGGCAGUUGUUAUUGGUUACCCAAGUAUUUUCCAUAACUCAACCAGUGAGAACGCUCAGAGAUGCCUUUUUAAUGUUUUCGAUUACAUUCUUGAUUUAACGGAAAAUUAUUAACCAAAAAUGCUAUUGAAAUCAGAUACUGCAUUUAACAUACACCCCGGAGAAAAGCUUUUUGUGUUGUUACUCAAACAACAAAGGAAAAUACUAAAAUUUAGCACUUCUAUUGUCAUAAGUUAUUUUUUUCUUAAAGAAAUAGUUCGCCCAAAAAUGAAAGUUCUCUCAUCAUUUACUCACCCUCAUGCCAUCCCAGAUAUGUAUGACUUUCUUAUGAAGAACACAAAUGAAAAUUUUUUGAAGAAUAUUUCAGCUCUGUAGGUCCAUUUAGUGCAAGUGAAUGGUGACCAAAACUUUGAAGCUCCAAAAAUCACAUAAAGGCAGCAUAAAAGUAAUCCAUAAGACUCCAGUGGUUAAAUCCAUAAUUUAUGAAGCGAUAUGAUAGGUGUGGGUGAGAAACAGAUCAAUAUCCUUUUAUACUACCAAUCUCCACUUUCACCAUUCUGGUGUGGAAGUGACUUUCACUUUCACAUUCAACUACCUACUGGUUCGGGCUGGUGAGAGCUGGAGUUUGAUAGCAAAAACGUAUUGGUCUGUUUUGUUUUUUUUAUCCACACCUAUCAUAUCACUUCUGAAGAUAUGGAUUUAACCACUGGUCUCAUAUUGAUUACUUCUAUGCUGCCUUUAUGUCCUUUUUGGACCUUUUGAGUUCUGGUCACCAUUCACUUGCAUUGUAAGGACCAACAGAGCUGAGAUAUUCUUCUAAAAAUCUUCAUUUGUGUUGUGCAGAAGAAAGAAAGCCAUACAUGCUAUGAUGGCGAGUAAAUGAUGAGAGAAUGUUCAUUUCUGAGUGAACUGUCCCUUUAAUUCUAUUUGUCCUAAAAGUGUUGAACGGUUAGUUCAUAGCAGUCCAUUAUCACUAUUACUAAGUGCAACUUCUUUCCUGUGUGCCAUGUGUCCAAAGUGUCUCAGCUGUUGGCUGUGUAAUGAUAGACUAUUGUGAAUAACACUAUUGAUUAUUGAUCUGUGAUCAGGAUUGAUUAAUUGAUUGAUUAGUGUUUAGGAUAGGAAUACGUUCAAGUUGGCUUUUGUUUGGCGUAUUGCUCCUUCGUUGUCAUAUUCCAUUUUGUUGUUGUUUUUAUUUUCAGCUUACAACAUUUGAAGUUUGACCGAUGUGAAAUACAUAUUUAAGAAUGGAAAUAUAUCAUGUGAAACUAAAAACUAUUUACAAGAGAGCGAUUUAUUAUUAUAAUGAAUGAUUGAAUAAUUAUUACCUAACACAUUAUUUAGAUUCUAGAAUAUGCCGUUAUCUGACUGACCUACUUUAAAAAAAUACGUCUUGCUUUUAAGAGUUGUUAUUAUUAAAAGUUUAAAAGCAUUUAUUUUUUAAACUCGAAGUCCAAAAAGUUAUGAAAUCUGAAAAUGUAGUCUUUACAAAAUAUGCAAACAAAUAUUUUACAAAUGCACAAUAUUUUCACCAAAUGUUCGCAUCAAAACAGUCUUUUUCUUCGCAAAGGGUACCCCCACCCCCCGAAGAUAGUCAAACACCUGCUUAAAGUUAUCCCUAGAAAGUAUUAUUAUAAUGAAAAAUUGCAAAGUCUCUGUAACUUUUUUGAGAUAUAGAAGCCCAAGUGCUUAAAGCGCUUCCCCUAUACUGUAAGAAGUACCCACAUGAACUUGGUUCAGGUUGAGUUUUCAAUGCCUGCCUGGAAGUGACAUGAACUUCCUAUUGGCAUUAAAGGGAAUAGUUCACCCAAAAAUGAAAAUUCUCUCAUCGUUUACUCACCCUCAUGCCAUCCCAGUUGUUUCUGACUUUCUUUCUUCUGCAGAACACAAACAAAGAUUUUUAGAAGAAUAUCUCAGCUCUGUAGGUCCAUACAAUGCAAGUGAGUGGUGACCAGAACUUUAAAUCUCCAAACUGCACAUUAAGCCAGCAUAAAAUUAAUCCAUAUGACUCCAGUGGUUAAAUCCAUAUCUUCAGAAGAGAUAUGAUAGGUGUAGGUGAGGAACAGAUCAAUAUUUAAGUCCUUUUUUACUAUAAAUUCUCCUCCCUUCCCAGUAGGUGGCGAUAUGCACGAAGAAUGUGAAUUGCCAAAAACAAAAAAGUAAAAAAGGACUUAAUUGUUGACCUGUUUCUCAUCCACACCUAUCAUAUCGCUUCUGAAGAUAUGGAUUUAACCAAUGGAGAUGUAUGGAUUACUUUUAUGCUGCCUUUAUGUACUUUUGGAGCGUAACAAUUUUGGUACCCAUUCAUUUGUAUUGUAUGGACCAAGAGAGCUGAAAUAUUCUUUUAAAAGUCUCCAUUUGUGUUCUGCUGAAGAAAUAAAGUCAUACACAACUUGAACGGCAUGAGGAUGAGUAAAUGAUGAGAGUAUUUUCAUUUUUGGGAGAACUUUCCCUUUAACUACUUACUGUCUAAAAAUGUACAAAAGAUACUGAAGUUUUAGCUUUCAGAGUGACUGCUUUUGUAUGACUGAAUAUAAGAUUCCUUUUGUGUUACCAAAUGAAACACAAAUGAAAUGAGGUUGUUAAUCUAAAAAUGGACCAAUUAUUUAACUCCUAUUUAUUAAAUUAGAAUGGAUCAAAAACUUAUGGCAGUAAAUUAAGUUAAAUGUUAACAAUGACUUUCAAAGACAUUUCUAAUUGUGUUACAUUGUUGAAUCUAAAAGUAUUUUAAUGCUUGAUGUUGUAGUUCUUUUUAUUUGUUAAGAAUGUAUAACAUCCUUAAUUCAAAACGUACAACCUUUAUUUAAGAGGAAUGAAUUGUACAUUUUCUUUUGAACCCUUUUUAUGUUUUGUAAUAGGUCAGAUUUUAUAAGCCUUUUUCCAUGUAAUUUGUGCCCUGCUGACUGAAAAACAAUUGUUGUACACGAAAAUGUGUACGAAAAUAUGCACCCGGUGUUGUGUUAUUUUCACCAAAGCUAUUAAGGAUGCGAAACCGAUGAAGCAUUUACGUGCUGAUUAUACAAUCCCGUUAAACUAACCUUUCAAACAUUUAACGGGCAGCUUUUUGUGUGUGCGUGUGUGUGUGUUUACGAGUGUGGUCUGUUGUGUGUGCUGAAUGUGUUUGUAUGGUGACCAGACACACAAAUGAGCUAAAGCCCAUUGUAAAAUCUGUAAAGUCAUAUAAGAUGAUGAUUAUAUAUAAAAUAGUUAAUUGUGGUAGAAUCUGGAAACGGCCUGUGGAAAGAACAUCUAGGAAAAAAGAGUAAAUAAAACUGUCUGUUUUUCCUAUAGGAGUGUUAAGAUUUGUUUCUGACAUUUUAAGUUAUUUGUUGAUCUCUCUGUGUUUUUCAUUAUUUUUUGUCAAACAAACUUUUACACAUAUGUUCACUUAACUGUCUGAAGGGAGACGUACCAUAGACUUCUAUUGUUUAGACAUUUGUUUGUUAGCUUACAAACUUUAGCUAAGUAUGUACAAACUCAUUUUUACUUGUAAUAAUCAUGCUAUAACUUCCAUUAACUCUUGAAACAUUCAAAAUUUUGUCAUUUUAUUACCAAAAACAAA